UUGCAUUUGUAAGGAGGCCUCGACCAUGGAAAUGAGAUGGAAGCAGCAAUCUCCGGGCUGGUAACGCUUUGCGAAUCGCCCAGUAGCUUGUCCUUGUCCUCGUAAACCAUUUACAGACUUCCAGAUACAACAAAAUAGAUCCACUGCUUCCGUUCUCCGCUCCAGAUCUCUAGAGCUCAACGUGCGCUUGACAUUUCUUCUAUAAUCAGCUCAAGGUUACGCGAGCGGCGUAGUUGAACAGCAAUUGAGGACAGCAGGGGGAGGAAAUGGCAGCAGGAGGAUUCUUGACUCGAGCAUUCGAAUCGAUGCUCAAGGAGUGUGCUGGCAAGAAGUACCCCGAUCUUCAAAAAGCCAUUAAUGCCUAUCAAGAUGGUGUGAAGGAGGUGAAACAGAGUUCCAAAAUCGGUGAAGCUAGUCAAGGAGCAAUGGGUGGAGAUGGGAGUUUACAAGAAACUGAUGCGGUGGCUGGAAAGUCUGGAGGGUCUGAAUCACAUAUAGCUCCAAAUACUGCAGCGGGGGCUAGUCACCCAGCUGCUGCAAGUGGAGCCAUUACAACUACCUUAGCAAAUGCUGGCCAUACCUUAGAAGGGGCUGAGGCAGAGCUUGUUUUGAAUCCUCUUCGACUAGCAUUUGAGACAAAAAAUUUAAAAAUCCUUGAAUCUGCUUUGGAUUGUCUGCAUAAACUCAUUGCUUAUGAUCAUUUAGAGGGAGAUCCUGGUUUAGAUGGUGGCAAGAAUGUGCCACUUUUUACCGACAUUUUGAACAUGGUCUGCAGCUGUGUUGAUAACUCUUCAUCUGAUAGUACCGUACUGCAAGUGCUGAAGGUACUUAUUACUGCUGUUGCUUCCUCAAAGUUUAGAGUGCACGGGGAACCUUUACUCGGAGUAAUCAGAAUAUGCUACAAUAUUGCUCUUAACAGCAAGAGCCCCAUAAAUCAAGCCACAUCUAAAGCAAUGUUGACACAGAUGAUUAGCAUCAUCUUCCGGAGAAUGGAAACUGAUCUGGUUUCUACAUCAUCCGUGCAAGUUGAAGCUGCUUCAGUAGAUAAUUCAAGCUCAAAAAGUGAAGAAAUUUCUCCUGGUGAUGAAAAUGAGAAAGAGAUGACUUUAGGAGAUGCACUUAACCAAGUUAAAGGCACCACACUUGCAUCUGUUGAAGAACUCCAUUCUCUUGCUGGUGGUGCUGAUAUCAAGGGCUUAGAGGCUGUUCUUGACAAAGCUGUGCAUCUUGAAGAUGGUAAAAAAACCAAACGUGGGAUUGAGCUUGAGAGCAUGAGCAUUGGACAGCGUGAUGCAUUGCUAGUAUUUCGCACCCUAUGCAAGUCAAAAGCUUUUGAAGGAUCUUUUUUUCAUCUAAUUAUUUUAUAUGGUAUCCAGGGUUUAUUGGAAGGGGUUAGCCACUCGUUUACAAAGAACUUCCACUUCAUUGACUCAGUUAAAGCAUAUCUUUCAUAUGCUUUAUUGAGGGCUUCUGUCUCACAAUCCCCAGUUAUAUUUCAGUAUGCUACAGGAAUCUUCUCAGUACUUUUAUUGCGAUUCAGGGAAAGUCUUAAAGGUGAAAUUGGUAUAUUCUUUCCCAUUAUAAUUCUACGAUCACUAGAUGGCUCAGAAUGUCCUGUCAAUCAAAAGAUGAGUGUCCUCCGGAUGCUUGAGAAAGUGUGCAACGAUCCUCAGAUGCUUGUUGAUGUAUAUGUAAACUAUGAUUGUGAUCUUGAGGCACCAAACUUAUUUGAGCGCAUGGUUACAACUCUAUCUAGAAUAGCUCAGGGGGUCCAAAAUGCUGACCCAAAUUCUGUUGCUGCAUCCCAGACAACCUCAAUUAAGGGUUCAUCACUUCAGUGCCUUGUGAAUGUACUUAAGUCACUCGUUGAUUGGGAGAAAUCACGAAGAGAAUCAGAAAAAAAGAGUAAAACCAGUCAAUCAAAUGAAGAAGAGGGUUCUUCUGGUGAGUCUGUUGAUAUAAAAAGCUGGGAGGAUUUUCCAAGUAAUUUUGAGAAGGCAAAGGCACAUAAAUCUACAAUUGAAGCUGCUAUCUCUGAGUUCAACAGGAAGCCAAUAAAGGGUGUCGAGUAUCUGAUAUCAAAUAAGUUGGUGGAAAAUAAUCCUGUUUCAGUUGCUCAAUUUCUAAGAAAUACUCCCAGUUUAGACAAGGCAGUCAUUGGCGAUUAUCUGGGCCAACAUGAGGAGUUUCCCCUUGCUGUCAUGCAUGCUUAUGUAGAUUCAAUGAAUUUUUCAGCAAUGAAGUUUGAUACUGCUAUCCGUGAAUUCCUUAAAGGGUUUAGACUUCCUGGAGAGGCUCAAAAGAUUGACCGCAUCAUGGAAAAGUUUGCAGAACGAUAUUGUGCAGAUAAUCCGGGUCUCUUUACAAAUGCAGAUACUGCAUACGUUCUUGCAUAUGCAGUUAUAAUGUUGAAUACAGAUGCACAUAAUCCAAUGGUCUGGCCUAAGAUGUCAAAACCAGAUUUUGUGCGUGUGAAUGCCAUGAAUGAUCCUGAAGAUUGUGCCCCCAAAGAACUCCUGGAAGAGAUCUAUGAUUCUAUUGUUAAGGAGGAGAUAAAAAUGAAAGAUGACUCAGCUGGUAUUGGGAAGACCAGCAGACAAAAGCCGGAAGGUGAAGAAAAAGGUCGUCUUGUCAGUAUUCUCAAUCUGGCUCUUCCCAAAAGACAAUCAUCAACUGAUGCCAAGUCUGAAAGUGAAGCUAUUAUUAAGCAAACACAGGCGAUAUUCCGGAAGCAAGGAGUGAAAAGAGGAGUCUUCUAUACUGCAGAGCAGAUUGAACUUGUGAGGCCCAUGGUUGAGGCUGUUGGAUGGUCCUUGCUUGCUACUUUCUCUGUCACUAUGGAGGAAGGUGAGAAUAAGCCGAGGGUUGUUCUGUGCAUGGAGGGCUUCAAAGCCGGGAUACACAUUACAUAUGUUCUUGGAAUGGAUACCAUGCGCUAUGCUUUUCUGACAUCUCUUGUGAGAUUUACUUUCCUGCAUGCUCCUAAAGAAAUGCGUAGUAAAAAUGUGGAAGCAUUGCGGACUUUAUUGGUCCUCUGUGACUUAGAGCCUGAUACCCUUCAAGAUACUUGGAAUGCAGUUUUGGAAUGUGUUUCACGGCUUGAAUUCAUCACCUCAUCUCCAGCUAUUGCUGCAACAGUGAUGCAUGGAUCAAAUCAGAUCUCUAGGGAUGCUGUUGUUCAGUCUAAAGAAUUGGCUGGAAAGCCUGCUGAACAAGUUUGUAAUAGUGUUAAAUUACCUAGAUCCGUUGUGGAGUUCUUCACGGCUCUCUGUGGUGUGUCAGCAGAAGAAUUAAAACAAACUCCAGCUCGUGUUUUCAGCUUGCAAAAACUUGUUGAGAUAAGCUAUUACAACAUGGCUCGUAUACGCAUGGUCUGGGCAAGAAUAUGGUCUGUUCUCGCAAAUCAUUUUAUUUGUGCUGGGAGCCAUCGUGAUGAGAAAAUUGCUAUGUAUGCAAUAGAUUCUCUUAGGCAGCUUGGAAUGAAGUAUUUGGAGCGUGCUGAACUCACCAAUUUCACUUUUCAAAAUGACAUUCUUAAACCAUUUGUUAUCCUUAUGCGGAAUAGUCGAAGCGAAACCAUAAGGAGCCUAAUAGUUGACUGCAUUGUACAAAUGAUAAAAUCUAAAGUUGGAAGCAUAAAAUCAGGAUGGCGCAGUGUUUUUAUGAUAUUUACAGCAGCUGCAGACGAUGAACUGGAAUCUAUUGUUGAAAAAUCCUUUGAAAAUGUUGAACAGGUUAUAUUGGAACACUUUGAUCAGGUAGUUGGAGAUUGUUUUAUGGACUGCGUCAACUGUCUUAUCAGGUUUGCCAAUAAUAAGACUUCUCAUCGUAUAAGUUUAAAGGCUAUUGCACUUUUGCGAAUAUCAUCGUGUCUGUUUCCCAUAUUUGAUCACGUGAGACAUGCUGGGAAGGAAAGUUUAAUUGCUUCUGGGGAUGAGUUGUUUCGUGAAACAAGCAUCCAUUCGCUUCAGUUGCUGUGCAAUCUUUUCAAUACCUUUUACAAGGAGGUGUGUUUUAUGCUGCCUCCUUUACUGAGUUUGCUAUUGGAUUGUGCCAAAAAAACAGACCAGACAGUGGUUUCAAUUUCUUUGGGUGCACUGGUGCAUCUUAUAGAAGUUGGAGGGCAUCAAUUCAGUGAGAAUGACUGGGAUAUGUUGUUGAAAAGCAUAAGAGAUGCGUCAUACACAACUCAACCAUUGGAGCUACUCAAUGAUUUGGGCUUUGACAACCCCAAAAACACUAUAGUGUUGACUAGAGAUGCAGAGUUCAGUACCUCUGAAAAAUCCAUUAGCUAUGCUGAAGUGGAUAGCCAUGAAUUUGAUGGCAGUGGCAAUGGAAGGACAUCACCACUUGCAUCUCCAACCAUUGGUGCUCAGGGCACUGCAGGAAAUCCUAAUAUAUCAGCCACAGUGGAUCACAAUCAAGAAUCUGCAAUACAUUCAGAAGGUACUCCAUCACCUUCUGGAAGAGCUCAGAAACAUGCUGAAUCUGGGAGCUUCCAACGGAGUCAGACUAUAGGUCAAAGGAUUAUGGGGAAUAUGAUGGACAAUCUUUUUCUCAGGAGUCUCACCUCAAAAUCAAGGAAUAAUGCCACAGAUGUUCCAAUACCAUCUUCUCCGCCGAAGCUUCCGGAGGUUGUGGAGCCUGAUGGUAAAGAAGAAGAGGAAAGUCCACUCUUGGGAACAAUUAGGGGCAAGUGCAUCACUCAGUUACUAUUGCUUGGUGCCAUCAAUAGCAUUCAGCAAAAGUACUGGAGCAACUUGAAAGCACCACAGAAAAUUGCUAUAAUGGACAUAUUACUGUCAUUGUUAGAGUUUGCUGCUUCAUAUAAUUCAUACACCAAUCUCAGAAUGCGGAUGCACCACAUUCCUGCUGAAAGGUUUCUCACUGGUUCUGUCUCAUUGACCUUGUUGAAAUUAGUAGAUAUUCCUUGUUUGAUACUUGGUCAGCUAUAUUUCUACAUAAUUAGAGAUAUAACAAGCAUUUGCUCGGUUGUUUUGGUCUUUCAGGUCCUCAAAGGGAUGUGCUUUAUGAAUAAUCAGAUUUUCAGAAAGCACAUGAGAGAGUUCUAUCCUUUGCUCACUAAACUUGUUUGCUGUGACCAGAUGGAUAUUCGCGGAGCACUUGCUGAUCUUUUUAGGAUGCAAUUGAAACCUUUGUUACCAUAUUAGUCAUUUCAACUCGCUUUCAAGGGGAUGAUUUUUGGCAAUGCUUUAACUUGAGGCUGGAGCCUUGUUCUUGUGUGCCAGGUUUUUGUGCUCAUUAGCUCCCAACAUUUCGUUUGCACCCAGAUUCCUCCAGCGUAUCUUUCGGUAUUCUUCUUAUUUAGGAUUAGAUAUAGAUUAAAGCAAAAUAGAAUUAGAAUAUAUUUGAAGACCAAUUGAUGUUUUCUGUGAUGUCCAUUUUGUUAUUACAAUGGGAAGUUGCUUUAGAGGUGUUCACAGAUCUUCCUGUGACUGCGAGGGCAUAACCAUUUAUUGUACCAAAAUUUUCCUUAUAAUGAAAACUGUCGAUUAUUUGGUAAUUUUAA
Messenger RNA from Carica papaya (papaya), 5530 nucleotides. NCBI's taxonomy places the organism in Eukaryota, Viridiplantae, Streptophyta, Magnoliopsida, Brassicales, Caricaceae. The record is from RefSeq and is a predicted model, not a curated record.